Molecule: messenger RNA, 1821 nt
Organism: Impatiens glandulifera
Lineage: Eukaryota; Viridiplantae; Streptophyta; Magnoliopsida; Ericales; Balsaminaceae
Product: nuclear/nucleolar GTPase 2
Exons: 11
Coding region: 88-1653 (521 amino acids)
Cellular component (GO): nucleolus
Molecular function (GO): GTP binding
Source: RefSeq, a predicted model, not a curated record
CUCUUCAUCUCUCUGUAUCAGAGAGACGGUUGUUUGAAGGUCGCCGGAGGAGAAUCAUCUCUACUUGUUCUUUGUAAAAGAGUGAAAAUGGUGAAGAAAAAGGAGAGAUCAUCAAAUGUUUCAGGAAAGCCAACACAUUCACUCGAUGUUAAUAGAGAUGCAAGUUCUAGCAAAGGUGGCCGUAGCGCCUCCACUGUGCGGCGGCUCAAGAUGUAUAAAACCAGGCCGAAGCGUGAUAGAAAGGGAAAGAUUCUAAAGCACGAUCUUCAGUCCAAGGAAUUGCCAAACACACGAAUUCAACCCGAUCGUCGUUGGUUUGGAAAUACUCGAGUUGUGAAUCAGAAAGAGUUGGAGUUUUUUCGUGAGGAGCUUCAGAAUCGGAUGUCUAGCAAUUACAAUGUCAUAUUGAAGGACAAGAAAUUACCCAUGUCUCUUUUAAAUGAUCAUCAGAAGCAAGCUAGAGUUCAUCUUCUCGACACUGAGCCUUUUGAGAAUGCCUUUGGGCCCAAGGUGAAAAGAAAGCGUCCUAAUUUGGUGGUAUCUGAUUAUGAGGCAUUAGUUAUGAAGGCAGAUGUUUCUCAAGAUGCAUUUGAACAAAAACGUGGUGCUGUCUCGACAUCUGCUGAUGCUGAUGCAGAGGAUGGGUUAAGGGAUCUAGUACGCCACAAUAUGUUUGAUAAGGGUCAAAGUAAACGCAUAUGGGGGGAGCUUUACAAAGUCAUUGAUUCAUCAGAUGUUGUUAUCCAGGUUUUGGAUGCUAGGGACCCCCUUGGUACACGAUGCUAUCAUUUGGAGAGGCAUCUGAAAGAGCAUUGCAAACAUAAACAUAUGAUUCUUUUGUUAAAUAAGUGUGAUCUUGUCCCUUCUUGGGCAACUAAAGGGUGGCUAAAAGUAUUAUCUAAGGAAUUUCCUACCCUAGCCUUCCAUGCAAGCAUCAACAAGUCUUUUGGAAAGGGCUCUCUACUCUCGGUAUUAAGGCAGUUUUCGCGCAUAAAAAGUGACAAGCAGGCUAUCUCUGUUGGAUUUAUUGGCUAUCCCAAUGUUGGAAAGUCAUCAGUUAUCAAUACACUUCGAACAAAGAAUGUAUGCAAAGUUGCUCCCAUUCCUGGAGAGACUAAAGUGUGGCAGUACAUUACCCUUACGAAGAGGAUCUUUUUGAUCGAUUGUCCUGGUGUUGUUUACCAAAGCAAUGAUUCUGAAACUGAUAUAGUGCUCAAGGGUGUGGUGCGUGUAACAAACUUGCCUGAUGCUGAUGAGCACAUUGGGGAGGUUCUGAAACGUGUUAAGAAGGAGCACUUGCAAAGAGCAUACAAGAUAAAAGAAUGGGUGGAUGAUGAAGAUUUCCUUUUACAGCUUUGUAAAUCUUCGGGCAAGUUGUUGAAGGGUGGUGAGCCGGACUUAAAAACUGCUGCAAAGAUGAUCCUCCAUGAUUGGCAAAGAGGGAAGAUCCCUUUCUUUGUACCUCCUCCUCGCGAAGAUGAAGCUUCUAACAUCGAAAAGGAUGAUGGUAAUGAUAAAGACAAGACAUUAAUAGAUGAUGAUAAAGCAGCAGCAGCCAAGAGAGCCAUUGCAGAAGUUGUUUCUUCCCAGCUUCUUAAGGAUGUUCCAGUUCAGGAGGAUCUCUUCACUGAAAAGGAAUUAAAGGGAGAAUAGAUAUAUCAUCUUUUUUUUUGCAUCAAUACUACUAAAUCAAUACAUUUAAUUGAGACCUAAUUUGUUUUUUGUCAGCUUUUUCUCCUAUUGUUAUGACAUUUCUCUGCAACAUUAUUGUGUAAUUUUUUUCUAUAAGAUGUUUAAAUUUCAAAUCUAAAUCUUCAUCUA